Messenger RNA from Scheffersomyces stipitis CBS 6054, 3777 nucleotides. It is a transcript of the gene YBL053, whose product is annotated as Ybl053p. The transcript has 2 exons. Bases 7 to 3777 code for a protein of 1256 amino acids. The record is from RefSeq and is a predicted model, not a curated record. Gene Ontology annotation, molecular function: DNA binding. Gene Ontology annotation, cellular component: replication fork protection complex. Gene Ontology annotation, biological process: DNA repair; DNA replication checkpoint signaling; replication fork arrest. NCBI's taxonomy places the organism in Eukaryota, Fungi, Ascomycota, Pichiomycetes, Serinales, Debaryomycetaceae.
CAUGAAAUGAGUGUCUCGGACAUAGAAACUGAGCGGACCCGUUAUUAUGACGCCUACGACGCUGACGACGCGGAGUUGGAUGGUUUUAUCGUUUCCGACGAAGAAAACGACAAUCUCGAAAAUGAGAAUCGCAAUGAAAGAGAUCCAGAUUCACGGAACCAAGACGAUGUAGACGAAUACGGCCAGCCCCAAAUAGACAGGAUACGAACCAUGACAGAAGCAUUGGCUCCAAAUGAAUCUCAGGCCCUGAAAGUGUUGAGAGCUCAUAUUUCCGUUUUGGUGUCUGCUUUGGGUGGUCCAGAUCACACUUCCAAUAUCUCCCCACCUCCAUAUAAACUCGGCCACGAUGCUUUGGCAUGUUUGAAAGAUAUCAAAAGAUGGAUUAAAUCCGUAGACGACAGACAGGACAGUUAUCAGGUAGCUUUGGCAUGUGCCGAAUCAGGAUUGGUAAUUAACGACUUGAUUGUAAUUCUCUGUCAAUGGGAUUCAAAGAAUAAGAAAAAAGAAGAUUUCAGAAACAAACGAACUAUGGAAAAAAUUAUGUUGGCAUGUUUGGAAUUGCUCGUUUUAUUGACUUGGUCUGUGGAGUUGCGCCCGGAGCUGUCAGACAAGCAGAAGUUGCUCUAUUACGAUGUGAAGAAAGCACAGAUCAAAUACAAGAGAGCUAUUUUAACCUACAACAAGGGCCAGACUCUCAAGGCAGUAAUUCGCUUGGUUCUUCCCAUAAUUUCAAAGGAAAGAGUUGACCGUGAACCAAAAGACAAUGCUAUCAUGAGAUUAGUUCUUUUCUUCUUCAGAAACAUUUUGUACGUAGAGCCCCCCAGUCCCAGUAUUUCCAAAAAGUCAUCCAAGACAAUUGUUGUUACCGAUAAUAUGCCUGAAGGGGUCUCAUACGAUGACAUUUCGUUGUCCGCCACAAUUUCUGCAUUCAGCAAGAACAGAGUAUUGAUGCUCUUUCUCACUCUAUCCAGUGGAAUAGGUGUAGAUUUCGAUAGUCGGUUUCUCGGCCCUACUCUUUUGGAAUGUAUCCAUUUGUUAGUCAGAGGUGUCGAUCCAAAUGAUAUCUUGAAACUAAAGCAAAUGCGCAUUCCAACAGAGAUCAACGACCCCGGCAACUCCUCACUGCCAUUCCACAAUGUACCACCAGCUUCAUCUACAACAGGCUUGCAAUUGCAAGAUCUUCUAGCAAAAGAAUCCAAGAUCAAAAAUAGUCAAACGCAGAGUAUGUCCACAAGACAUGGCCGCUUCGGAUCGUUGCUUUCCAUCAGAGGUGAUCAUUCAAUGUCUUUCGUAGUUUCUGGACAAGAAGCAUUGAUCAAUGCUGGACAGACAAUGCAAAAACUUGAUCGUUCUAAGAAAUGGAAGAAUCGUUCAUAUUUCAAAUACGAUUCGGACGAGUACACAAAGUCAUCGAACACUACCUAUAUGAACUAUGGGGGCCUCGUCAUCCUUCAUGAGUUUAUCGAACUGUUCUUAGCUGGCGGUUGCUUUAACAUUUUAAUAGAAAAAUUAUCGUCUGUUUUCUCCAGUUCAGACUCCAUUCUUGAAAAAGAAUACGAAACUGCUACAUUUUUCUUGACGAUUGCAUGGUUCUUCCAGUAUAAGCGAGAAAAGACCGUUCUUUACUCUUCUGGGACAACUAACUUGCAACCAAUAGGUGAAGAAGAUGACAGGAACGAUUUUGGCUCUGUUGGUGCAGCUCUCAGUCAAGUGAAUUUUAUCUUGCUUGUAAAGUACUGUGUUGAUUCUUUCAGUAUUUCCCCUAAGCGAUGGAGUUCACUUCAUGUAGUGUUGAUCUGUUUGAAAGAACUUUUGGAGAUUUCUAAUACGCUCUUUACUAGAUCUUCGAGUUCGGCAGGGGACGAGGAGCAGAACGAGUUGGAUCGAGAGUUGGCAGAGGGAAUUAUAAGUCACUUACUCGUAACACAGGAUUUCCUUUCUAUUCUUUAUCAUUUACCUCAGACUGCUUCUAGGCAUUCUCCUGAGUACCUAAAGGUUUGUAUUUCUGUGGUUCACAUCUUGCUCAAGACAUUAAAGAAUUUUGCCGAAGAGGAUGUUAAGUUAUUUAUACAAACAACUAGAAGGAACUCGAAGAAAAAAGCAAAUAAAGAAUCAAAUGAUCAAUCCGACGCUGUUGAGCAAGUAGAUGAAUCGGAUACUGAAGAUAAACGUACUCAUGCCCGAGUCACCAGAGAAAGAAAAAUCAACUACGAGCGCACAGAGGUUAAAUUCUUCCACCAAGACACUGUUUCAACCUACAUUGAGUAUUUAUCGCGAUACGAAGAUCUUACCCACUAUGAAAUCAAGAAAUGUCUUACUUAUUUCCACCGAUUAUUUGUGGUAAGAAAGGAUUUCAAUGGAUUGUACAGACUAGAUUUCAUGCAAGUGCUACACAAGCUUCGGGAUUACUUACCAUCUCAAAGCAAUAUUCGAGGGCAGGUAGAUGAAUUCAUAUACUAUUUCAUGAAGAAAUUCAAGGCUAGCAUCGAGAGAUUCCCCAACCCUAUUGAAAUUUUGUUUCCAAGAUUUGAAGAUGCAGAAUCUAAAACUUAUUUGGCAACAGGAGAACUAUACAUUCAAACAGAAAGAGAAAUUAGAAGUGCUAAUGUCAAAAGAUUUGAACCUGGCAAACCAUUGGAGUUUGUUAGACAUUUUGAGGACAACGAAAAGUACAAGAUUUUGGUAAGUGCCCUAUAUGAACAAGGACUUCUGAAUAUGUUGGUUUGUCUAGUGGAAGACUUGCAACGUAUUCAUGGAAUUAAGCAAUUGGAUGAGGAUGUUGAUGAAGUGCUCCAACUUAAAGAAGACUUCAGGCAAUAUGUUCUUACGAAUUCUCAUUUGCGGUUGUUGUUGAGAACUGUUGGUUUAAUUCCUGGUUAUUCCUUGAGUCAGGAAUGUCAAGUUCCGAGUAAGUUGACAAGUUCAGAUAUUGACAGUGCAAUAACGUUGAUAAAGAAAUGGAUGGGCUUACAACCUGCUACCUUCGAGGAUGGCAAAGACCCAUCGUAUUUCUUGAGAAGCACAGGGGACACAGUUGAUAGACCAAUUGAUUACCUGGACAGCGAAGACGAUAUUGCAUUCGAGAUCACACCAAAAGAUAGACCAAACGAGAGCCACUAUGAUAUGCUUACUGAAUUGGAUGAAUUGGAACGUGCUAUCAGUGGAGCUGAAAAUCGUGAGAAAGGUAAAGCUAGAAAAAGAGGAAAUAAGUCCAGCUCCACUAUCAAGAAAAAGCUGUUGCAAUCACGUAGUCGUCGUCCUCCAAGGUUUAAUGUGGAUUCCGAUGAUGAAAGUGAAUUGAGAAAAGAAGUGAAGUCUUCAGAAUUCGUUCAUGAUUCUGACGACGAAUCGGACGAUGAAGCUUUCUUUGAAAGAGAGGAGCGUUUGAGGCAAAUGUUGAAUUCAUCUGGUGGUAUCGUUAAUGCACAGCAGUUGAGUGAAUUCAAGAAGGUAUGGGCUAGUUUAGAGUCUACAGGUGGAAUUGCUACAGCUAGUCAAGUUGUUCGUGCAGUUGAAUCUGUAGCUAACAUUUCAGAUGGUGUUGAUACUCAUAGUCACCAAGACGACAAAUCUCAACCUUCUGAUUCCGAGAACGAAGACUCUAGUGAAGAAGUAUCUGAGGUCCAAAUCCGAAAGAGAUUAAGAAUUGAAGAUGAUGAAAAUGACAGUGACAAUAAUGUGUCUGAGAAUUACGUCAGUGCUGAAGAGGGAGAAGAAGCGACACCAACCGUUAAACGUAAGAAGAGGCUAGUUAUUAGUGAUGAUGAAGAUGAGUAA